Messenger RNA from Histoplasma mississippiense, 831 nucleotides. Its product is annotated as uridylate kinase. Gene Ontology annotation, cellular component: nucleus; cytoplasm. The coding region runs from base 1 to 831 and encodes 276 amino acids. The record is from RefSeq and is a predicted model, not a curated record. Lineage: Eukaryota; Fungi; Ascomycota; Eurotiomycetes; Onygenales; Ajellomycetaceae. The transcript has a single exon. Gene Ontology annotation, biological process: UDP biosynthetic process; CDP biosynthetic process; 'de novo' pyrimidine nucleobase biosynthetic process. Gene Ontology annotation, molecular function: ATP binding; UMP kinase activity.
AUGUCGUCCCCACAGAAGACACCAACAACUGAAACUGCAGACUCAACAACCCAUAUUCCCGCCGAACUCACGCCUCCUCUCUCCUCCACAAACACCACCCCCAAAUUCUCCCCGGACGCCAUCAUCGUCGUCUUCGUCCUUGGUGGCCCGGGCUCCGGUAAGGGCACCCAAUCUGCCAACCUCGUCCGCGACUAUGGCUUCACCCACCUGUCCGCGGGCGAUCUGCUGCGUGCAGAGCAACAGCGCGCUGGCUCGCAAUACGGCGACCUGAUCCGCCACCAUAUCCGCGAGGGCAUCAUCGUGCCCAUGGAGAUCACCGUGGCGCUGCUAUCGAAUGCCAUGGCCGAAACUCUUGAGCGGAAACGAGCGCUGCGGCGGCAGCAGCAGCAGCAGCAGCAACAACAACAACAAAAACAGCAAGAAGAAGAAGAAGAAGAAGAAACCCCUUCUUCGAGCGUUGCCAAUGACAGCAGGCCCGCCCGUUUCCUCAUCGAUGGCUUCCCACGCAAGAUGGACCAGGCAACCUUCUUCGAGGAGACGGUCUGCCCCUCCGCGGCGACGAUAUUCCUGCGCUGUCCCGAGGAUGUCAUGCUGGAGCGGCUACUGAAGCGCGGCAAGACCAGUGGCCGUGACGACGAUAACAUCGAGUCGAUCCGCAAACGGUUCCGCGUCUUCGAGGAGACGAGCAUGCCCGUUAUUCACCAUUAUGAGAAGGAGGGGAAGGUUGUGAGUGUCGAGGCCGUGGGGACCAUGGAGGAUGUCUAUGCGAGGAUUAGGGAGGGGGUGGAGCGGAGGGGGAUUACGCGCGUCACUGUUCCUGAGGAGAAUUGA